CAUAAAAAUUGCUAAGGAAUUUCAAUAUGGCCACGGAUUGAAUUGUGUUGUGUUAACGCGAUGUGAGUUUUGUUUUUAGUAUUCAAUUGUGUUGUGUUUAUUUAAAAAAAAUUAAAUUUGGUAAAAAUAAUGCCAAAACGGCAGAAAAAUGGUGAACUUCCUUUGCCUGACGGUUGGGAUAUUGCUACGGAUUUUGAUGGCAAAGUUUACUACAUUGAUCAUAAUUCCAAAAAGACUACUUGGAUUGAUCCAAGAGACAGGUACACAAAACCUCAAACAUUUGCUGAUUGCGUCGGUGACGAACUGCCACUCGGCUGGGAAGAGUCUUAUGAUCACGUUAUCGGUCGAUAUUAUAUCAAUCAUGUCAUACAAUCAACGCAACUCGAAGAUCCCAGACAAGAAUGGAAGAGCAUACAGGAACAGAUGCUUAGAGAAUAUCUCACAUCAGCACAGGACGUAUUGGUGGCGAAAAAAGAAAUCUACGAUGUUAAACAUCAGCGAUUGUUGCUGGCACAAGAUGAAUAUGACAUAUUGAAUGCGCUAGCAGCUAGCAGAAAUAGUUUGUCGUCAUCAUCGAGUUCCAUUAACACAAGACAUGAUCCAGAAGUACUGAAGGCAGAAUUGGCAAUAUCCAAAGAACGGAUUUGGAGAUUGAAGCGGGAAUUGUUACAAAUCACUUCCGACAUUUCAUAUACACAGAGAGGAGUGGAUACGUUAUACUCGGUCGAGCAAAAGUUAAAUGCACAUGAGAAUGGGUGCUACAAUAUAUCCGAAGUUCAAGCAAUCAGGGAGGAAAUGAUGAAAGUACAAAAAAGUCUGGUGUCCGGGGAGAAAGUGAAAGACGAAUUGAUGAAAAGUUUGGCCCAGAUCAAAAACGAACUAAUCGGAUCGCGUCAAAUGGGCUCACGGCAAUUCUGCGAUCCGAAUAUGGGUUAUCUGGAUCGCAUCUGUGUGGCAUCGCAAACGGAUUUGUGUUCGGAAAAUUUGCACAGUGGUGCUCGAUUGGCCGAAAUGGCUAAAACGAAAUUACAGUACGGUGAAUGGCGGAAACGAAUAAAACAGUUGCAGCAACAACUGGCCGAUCAUGUGGAAAAGAUCGAACCCGGCCAAUUGGAAUCGGAUAAAGAUAGACUGCUGCUCAUACAGGAGAAAGAGAAAUAUUUGAAGGAGCUGCAGAGCAUUCCCACAUCUUCCAAAUCAAAAAUGGAAGUGCUGACGAUUCAAGAAGCGUGUCGGAAAUUAGAAAUAGAUUUGAACAAUGCCUACGAAUUAUCGAACCAAUGCAUAGCGAAUCGCUUGAAAUUGCACGAGGAGAAACAGAUUCUAUUGCAACAGCUUCAAGACGCAUUGAAAUCGACAAAAAUGCUGGAGGAACGACUAAAGUCAUUUUCGUCUGCCAGCACAUUUUCCAUUAGCAGCGGUUCCAGUUUAGGAUCCCUAUCGACAGCUAGUAGCAAAAAUUCAUUAAGUGCAUUAAGCUUUACCGACAUCUACGGUGAUCCACUAUCCGUUGCCCAGCAAAUGGACAUGAGCGAAUUACAUAUGCGAACGCAACGGCUUUCACAUCCAUCGGAGGUGUCGCUGUCGCCACGAAGUAGUUUAUCUGUCGAAACACCACCGGCCUCUCCAAUGAAAGACUGUGAUUCGACAUUGGAAGAGCCGACCUACGCAAAUACCCGAAAUUUUGCACUGCCAACACAUUUGGACAAUGCAGCGUUUGAUUGUGUUCGUUUGGAGGAGCGCUUAAAUGAAUUGGAUAAGCAGUCGUUGCUCGGUCCGCCACUGUCGCCCAUUUAUGAAAAACCCUCACUAUUGGAUCUUCCACACCCCCUAAUAAGUCGCACAUCAUCUACAUCAAACACCCGUUCUGUAUCAGCCGCUGUUAGUAAUGAAUCUGUAGCUGGUGAUUCCGGUGUAUUUGAAGCAUCUCGAGCUAUAAUGCCAAAUAAAGAAUCUGCACAAGUACAAAUAGCAUUAAAAUAUCUAAAAAGUGAAUGCAUACUACACGUUACAAUCGAAAGAGCGCGCAACCUUACUGCCCUUUGUCCUCCAGAAAAUAGUUACAUAUACUUAUUAGCCGCUCUACUACCAAACGCACAGCCGGUGCGCACGAAUCUAGUUUGUGACUUUCAGAAACCCGUUUUUGGGGACAGUUUCUUUAUGCCAAUACCGCUGAACAAAAUCUACACGAAAACACUUCAAAUCAAUGCGAUGAGCGUUUUAGGACAUCGUGAAGAGAUUAUUGGCUCUGCUCAAAUCAGCCUAGCCGAAUUCAACAUUGAGGAUGCAACUCUCAAAUGGUACAACAUUCUGAGCUUCCGCUUUUAUCAAAAUCUAGAAACUCUUGAAGUGACUGGAGCUUGCAAAGAAGAAUCAUCGGACGAAUCGACGAUCAUUUCGUCGCAGACUUCAACAUUAACAAGGAAUCAAGGUCAAGAGGAGAUGCUUGAAAUAGGAUUAUUAAACAUUGAUGACAGACCGUACAACAUAGAUAAUGACGAUGACAGCAGAGUGGACGAGAAUGAAUCUACAGAGCAAAUGAUCGCCGCCUACAUGAACGAAGUUCAGAAAUUCACACCGGAAACGGUGGACAAAGAAACAAAUACCGAAUGUGCCUUUUUGCCCGAAAAACAUCGAAACCGUUUCAUGGACAAGCCAACAAAUUCGUCCAGCGACACGUUCGACGAACGCGUUGUGAAACGAUCGCAAACGUUUUCGCCGAGCGCUGUUGUCAGCAAAAAUCGUUACAUUUGUCGGCUGAAUCGCAGUGAUUCGGAUUCGGCAAUGCACUUUGGUGGUCUGUCGGUGCAACAUUCCUUUCAGCGCGGUGCAGCCGAACGCCGAUCGUUGCGAUAUCACCACAAGGGUCCGAAAUUGGCGUCGCAAAAAAUGCAUCCGAUGAUAUCGAGAACGAGCUUGGACCUUGAAUUAGAUUUACAGGCGCAGCACACAAAGCUGGACACGUUGAACGAUGAAAUAUCGAAAUUGAAAGAACUGAAGCAGAGACUUGAACAAGCUGUUGAUAACAAAGACCAAAAAGUAGCCGUAUGGGCAGUCGAAAAUGAAGAUUUUCAACGGUUGGUUGAGAGUGUAGAAACCAACAAUGCACCCGAAGAUAAGAAAAUGCAAAAACUAUUACAUAAAACGUCAAAAGAAAUCCACAAAUUACGACGAACUCGCUUGCCUAAGGGUCAACCGGAUUUGUUUAAUUUCAAAGAAAAAAUGGCAUUUUUCACUCGAAAAGGUUUCACUGUGCCGGAACUGCCACACGAAGGUACACUGACCGAAGAGCCCGAGGAGCCGUACUGUUCACAAUCCUCAGCAUCAUCACAAAACCGCCAAUUGAGUCGAAUAUCAUCGUCGAACCAUAGCGAUGAGGGAAGUGAUGACGAAUCGAUUGAAUCAACACCACCAACGGCAGCAACAGCAGCAGUGGUAGUAGCGCCACCAACAACAUCAACUAGUACCGCAACACAUUCGACGAGUGGUGUAUCAUCGGAAACAACAAAAGUGGCACAAACCGAUGCAACGGAGAGGGAAAAAUUCGAUUAUGUUGUUGAUCGAACUUAUGGAGUUGAAGUCUGAAAAAAAACAUUUUCAAAUUUAGGUAAAAUAAUUUAAAGGAAAAGCAAAAAUAUUUUUCGCUUUUUAAAAUGGAAUUGAAACGAAGGUAAAAAAACAAACAAACCAACAAAACACACACAAAAUGGACGAAAAAAAUGGAAAUUUUUUUAAAAAAACAAAUUAAUAAAUGUGCCUUAAGAUAUAAAUAGCAAUUAAUAUAUGAAAUUUAGUUAGGUCUAUCGAUUUAUAUAUUUUAAAGAAACAACAAAGAAAAUUUUGCAACAUUUGCCGAUUGAGCGGAUUUUUUUAAAAUUAUUUUUUAAACGAAAUGAUUGUUAUAAGGGCGCUACACUAGCAGUCAACUGCCAUUAGUCUACAUGAAUGCUAUUGGCGGCAAUAGCUUCAAACUUCCAAAAUUUCACUUAACUAUAGCGGUUUGGGGGGAAGACUGGAAAGUCAAAUUAUUCAAACUUAUUAGCUUUCCCGGGCUUUGUCACUCACGACAAUAGUGAGCACUAAAGCAGAAGAAACGCCUCAGAACGUAAUAGCCACAGAUAGAAGUUGUCGUCCAGUGGUUCCAUUAUUACUCUUUGGCUAGACAGCAUUGAUUUAAUUCGUUUAGCAAAGCUCUCAAAAAUGGGCAAUUUUAUCAGCUCAACUGAACCGUUUUGGUUCAACAAAUAGGUAGCACGUGGAACUUUUCGUUGGUUCAACUGAAUUCUCCCUUUGGUAGAGAAAUAAAACAAGUUAAUUGCCAAUAGUGUUUCGUACCUACUGGACCACAUCGGGUGGGACAAUAGAAAUAUUUUAUUUGAAAAUGAACUUUUUCGCUGAGUGUUCUGACAUUUUUAUAGAUUUUUUGAGCUGAAUCGCCAAAAAUUAAACUUACUAGAGUCAUGCUAAUCGGAUCGUAGACUAAAUGUCUCAGGUCGUCCACUCACCUCUGCAGCGGAAACGAUACAUUGGUACAUCUAGGUGUAAUGAGCGAAAAAAACCCGCUUCCCAGGCUUGUAUUUCUUCAACCAAUUUUAACAAAAACCAUUUCAGAUGAAAGGAAAUGAUUGUUUAAAGGGCGAUCAUAAUACUGCAACAUUUAUCGAAAAUAAACGGAUAGAGAAUGUGGUUGUCAACUGCUAUCCUUUGACAUAAAAAGAAUUAUUUUUGUUUAUUGCAGAAAACAUUCAUGAAAAUCGUUAACUAAUUUCGCUAAUUACAUAUGUGCCUUAUAUACGAGACAAUCAUAAAAUAACGAAAUUCUAAAUUCUAAAUCAUUUGAUUAGUAAACGAUUUUCAGGUGUGAUUUUGUUUGCAUUAAAUGUGUGAAGGAAUGAGAGAAGAAUAAAUAAAAAACCUGAUAGAAUGAACCUCCAACCAUAAGGAAUUAUAUUGCUGACGACGUGGAUCCGCUACGAUUGUGUUGAAAUGAAUUAACCUGAAAGGUGAUUUGAGAAGAAUGGAAUGGAGAAAAUAAAUCAAUGAAAAUGAACAGACACGUAAGUUAGGAUUUUUCUUUUUUGUUUAAAUAGCUAAGUGUUAGAGUGAUCUUAAGCAGGCAGAAAAUGAAUUUUGGUUUUCUGCUUGUUAAGAGUCGGCAAUUUCGGUUUUAUACAAUCAAAUUUUAAAGUGCAAUUAAAUUAAAUGAUUAAGAGGUCCUUUUUUGGUUGUUGAUUAAAUGAUGAUGAUGAAGAUGAAGAUUUUUUUUUAUUAUUUUAGUUAGUUCAAUCAACCAGCAAAUAAUUAUUUUGAGAAAAGCGCUGAACAUAAUUGAAAUUAUUAAUUAAUUUUUAGAAUUUUUUUUUAACUUUCCAUCAGAUGAAACUUUUUUUUUUGUUUAAUUUGGUUUUUUCCUCGUGUAAAAUAAUGAAAGAGAAUGCAGAAAAAGUAAUAGAAAAAAAGAAAAUUAAUUUGAGAGAAUAAACGGAGAUAAAAGGAGAGAACUUUUUAUUUAAUUUUAUUAUGAGAAUAUACUGCCUUGUACGUUAAUGCUUUCUAGGUAUAGUAAUUUAUAAUUAUAUUAAUUUAUACAAUUUAUUUCUAAAUAUAAAGUAUUUCUAUAUUUUUUUAUUCAAUUAGACACGGCUAUUGUAGUAGGAAAUAUUUACAAUUUUUUUUAACUUUUUUUUUGAAACAAAAUACUUACUAAAUUUGCUUUAGAGAAGAUAAAAAAAAAACUUUUGUAUAUUCGGAAAUGUUGGAAUUGUCGCAUGAAAUACAAUAAUUAGGUUAGAGCGUUUUUUGUUUAAAGAAAUCGACGCAGAAUUUUCAAUUCAAAACAAAAAACCGGAAGCAUUUCAAUUGACGACGUAAUUUGUCAUCGCGUUUACAUGAAAUUUUUUACGAAAACACUGAUUUGACAGUGUAAUACGAAUCGUAAUAGUGCUGUUGCUACAUGUAUUGUUCAAUGCCAGAAAAAAACACAAUAUGUGAACACCCGUCAGUAUUUAACAACGACGUUAAAUUUCACUCUUCGAUACACUGCCCGAAACUAGCCUCCAGCCAACGCACUUCAAGCAAAAGUGAUCAUAGUCGUCAGCUGCCAAGUAGAGUUCUAUUUUGUGUGAAAUGUUUUUUUUACAGUGUUUGACACUGUUCAGUAUCAGUACCCUAUUUAGAGUACCACUUGAGGCUAUAAUAAAUUUGCCCGGUUAUGUUCACUGUUCAGGAUUAGCAUGAGUAUAACGUGGGUGAAACAAUUUUUUCAACGCACUUUCUGAAUGCAGGGCUUUGGCAUGGAUAGUUUUCGGCCGUCGCAGCAACACUGCGUUUAAUAAAUACCAUUUGUUGCAGUUCAGUGAGUCUCUGACGUAUAGCGCCUGGUGAUACUUUAAUGAGCUGAGCAGUGAUGCAUUAACAAGUAUGUAAUGUUAUUCGCAUUAAGGGAGAUAUGUGAGAAUUUUCUAACAGUUGGUGAGAAAUUCUGUUACCUGCCAGGCUGUAUUUAUUUUCCUCCAUUCGCGCUCAAUGCUUUCCUUUUCCAUUGGUUUAUAAACGGGUUGAAAGAUACGCUCAAAAAGAGAAAUUGCUAUUCCUGGUACAGAGCCCCACAGUAUGGUGUUCGAAAUUAAUAUUGCAAGUUCGUUUGCUGUUUCGAUACACUAGGUAUAAUUGAGUGAAAGAACCAAGCUGAGUGUAGUGUGCCAUUUCUUGGAUAAUGAAUUUAGCACUUCUCUAGACUGAAUUGCCAGGAAUACAUUUAACUGACAGAGGUUUAAUCUAUCAACUGAUUUAAAAUCCAAAUUUUUCAUCGUCCAGAUUUCGGUGGACCCGUCUUCGUGAGUGUCUUUAAUGUGCACUUUCAAAACUUUAAUUAAAUCAGUUUAAUGUGGCAUGUAUUGAAAUGUAGUUUUAUAUUCAAAAGAAUGAUUCUGCGUCAAAAGAAAAUAAUUUGUAAAAUGUUUCUAACCUGAUUAAAGUGAAAAAUGGACGACAAAAAUUUAUAUACAGAUGGAAACGCAAAUUUCAAUUCGUUUGGUUAUAUAUUUUACAAAUCUGACCUAACCAAUCGGAUCAUUUUUGGCUUUUUAACAUUAAAACAUGAAAAUUUUAUAAAAAUUAUUUUGAAAAGAGGAAACAAAAUUUGAUAAUUUUCUAAAUUUAAAAGAUGAAGUGAAAAUGUUAUUCAAAAACGAUGAAAGAAAAUGAUGAGGAAACAAUUGUUGCUCAAAAGAACAAGGUAAAUAAAAAAUAAUAAUUUUUAAACAAAAAUGAAAACACGAAAAAUAAUAACUUUUUUCGGUAAAAAGAGUAAAAUGUGGAAGGGUGGUUUUUCAUCUCAUUUUCUAAAUUUGAAGAUAGUCAAAAUUUAUACGUUAAAAAAAGUCAAUUUGUUUAUUUUUCUAGUGCGUUACAUUUAUGUUAUAAAAUAAAUGGAAAAUUUUAUAAACGAAUUUAAUGUAAAGUUAAUAUAUCAAGAGAAAAAAAUAA
Messenger RNA from Bradysia coprophila, 7488 nucleotides. It is a transcript of the gene kibra, whose product is annotated as WW and C2 domain containing protein kibra. Gene Ontology annotation, biological process: cell migration; regulation of DNA-templated transcription; regulation of hippo signaling. Gene Ontology annotation, cellular component: cytoplasm. The record is from RefSeq and is a predicted model, not a curated record. Gene Ontology annotation, molecular function: kinase binding; molecular adaptor activity. NCBI's taxonomy places the organism in Eukaryota, Metazoa, Arthropoda, Insecta, Diptera, Sciaridae.